Messenger RNA from Thermothielavioides terrestris NRRL 8126, 1998 nucleotides. RefSeq lists its product as uncharacterized. The record is from RefSeq and is a predicted model, not a curated record. NCBI's taxonomy places the organism in Eukaryota, Fungi, Ascomycota, Sordariomycetes, Sordariales, Chaetomiaceae. Bases 1 to 1998 code for a protein of 665 amino acids. Gene Ontology annotation, molecular function: peptidase activity. The transcript has 3 exons. Gene Ontology annotation, biological process: proteolysis.
AUGGAAGCCGGAGCACAAGCGCGGAUGCAGCAGACACUCUUUUCCAGCAACCCGGGCAAUCCAAGGAGCAUGAACGAUUACUAUUCGCAGGUCAGCGGCGGCAAAGUCAGCUUCUCGGGGGACUUGUACGGCCCAUUCACGCUGGGACACACGAUGGAGUACUACGCCAACAAUGCAACGGGCUUGGGCCCCAAUCCACCAAACGUUCGGAACAUGGCUCUUGAUACCCUGACGACAAUGGUGAAUAAUGUCCCCGAUUGGGCGAAGUACGAUAACGCAGGCGAUGGCUACAUCACCGGCUUGAUCCUGGUUCAUGCGGGCGAGGGAGCCGAAUCGACUGCGAGCCGGACAGACCUCUGGUCAGUCAAGUGGACGCUCCCGAACGACCAGGAUUUUGUCGUCGGCGGCGGAAAGAAAGUCCAUGCCUUUCUUACCGUCCCUCAGGACGCAGCAAUGGGUCUCUGUGCCCAUGAAAUUGGUCACCUCGUCUUCGGAUGGCCCGACUUGUACGAUGGAGACAUUGCCAGCCCAACUCCCGGUCUAGGCAAGUGGUGUCUGAUGGCAUCUGGAUCCUGGAAUGGAAACCCACAAGGCUCGAAACCAUCGCACCCAUCUGCUUGGUGUAAGGUGAAGCAAGGCUGGGUCACCCUUACCACCGAAGCGCAGAACAAGACGAUUCGUCUCGGCCCUGUUGAGACAACAAAGGACGUACGCAGACUUUGGGGGAACGGUAACAUGAUUAGCCAGGAGUACUUCUUGAUCGAAGAUCGAGAGAAGAUUGACUGGGAUCAAGCGCUGCCGGGAAACGGUUUGAUGGUCUUGCAUGUUGAUGAUUCUAUCCUCAACAACGACGACGAGAACCAUCCCAAGGUGGCGCUCAUGGAGGCCGAUGGACUCAACAACCUCAAGAUCCGCGGCGGUCCAUCAAACGAGGGCGAUCCAUUCCCGGGUUCGGCCAACAACCGAACAUUCAACGCGGGCUCGAAUCCAAACAGCAAUACAUACACUGCCUACCCUACGUGGGUCGCAAUUACCAACAUCGAUCCCGCAUUGUCCUGGAUCAACACGGAUAUUUCGGUGGUUGUUCCCAACUGGACCAGUUCCGUCCUCGCCGCCGGCCCCAGUCUGUCGAGAGGCUGCAAUAUUGCAGCAGUAAGCCGUGGGCCACUCAACGUGGAAGCUCGGUGGAUCACGCCGCUCGGCGCCCUCAUGAUGGCUUCUUGGAACGGCAGUCAAUGGCAGUUCAUCGAGAUGACGACAUCCGGUGCGGCCGUGCCCGGCGGAGCCAUCGCAUCGGUCUCGAUGGACAACUCUCAUAUGUCCGUGUUCUGGACGGUCUCCGGAGGUGCAAUCUACAGUUGUUGGUGGAACAAUCCCGGAUGGACGACGUUCCAGCUUGCGCCGAGUGGCUCGAUCGCGGCAGGAUCGAGAAUCGCAGCGACGAGUCGGAUGCCGACGACGAUGGAAAUCUUCUGGGUAGCCCCUGACGGAUCCAUCAAGCAUGCUUGGUGGUAUUCUCCCAGUGUCCCCAGCCAGUGGGCGGUUGGCCAGCUUGCGCCUGCUGGAAGCGCCGCAGUGACGGCUGGGGGGGUCGGAGCCAUCGCAGCACUGGCGCGAAACCCAUCUGUGAUGGAAGUCUGGUGGGUAGCGCCAGAUUUAAGCAUCAAGAAUGCUUGGUUCAGCAACGCUGGUGGCUGGAACACGGGCAGCACCGCGAUAGGCAAGCGUGCGGACAUCAGGACGGAGAUCGCAGCUGUCAGCCGCAACGCCAGCCAUACGGAGAUCAUGUAUAUCUCCUCAGAUGGAUCGGUUCAAGAUGCGUAUUUCUAUGAUGGUAUGCAGAAUGGAUUCAACAGGUACCAACUUGCUGCGGCCGGUUCUGCUCGGCCCGGAGGUGCAAUCUCAGCUGUCUGUCGAAUCUCCAAUUCCAUGGAGGUGUUCUACGAGGGAGCGUCGGGCACCAUCAAUAACCAGUCCUGGUACGUCCCGGCGGAGUAG